Messenger RNA from Loxodonta africana (African savanna elephant), 6556 nucleotides. It is a transcript of the gene DOCK6, whose product is annotated as dedicator of cytokinesis 6. Gene Ontology annotation, molecular function: guanyl-nucleotide exchange factor activity. NCBI's taxonomy places the organism in Eukaryota, Metazoa, Chordata, Mammalia, Proboscidea, Elephantidae. The coding region runs from base 16 to 6357 and encodes 2113 amino acids. Gene Ontology annotation, cellular component: cytosol. Gene Ontology annotation, biological process: positive regulation of GTPase activity; small GTPase-mediated signal transduction. The transcript is spliced from 50 exons. The record is from RefSeq and is a predicted model, not a curated record.
GGGACGCGGGGCGCCAUGGCGGCCGCCGAGCGCCGCGCCUUCGCGCACAAGAUCAACAGGAUGGUGGCUGCCGAGGUACGGAAACAGGUGUCCCGGGAACGCAGUGGCUCUCCCCACUCCAGCAGGCGCUGCAGCAGCUCCCUGGGGGUGCCACUGACGGAGGUUAUUGAGCCCCUGGACUUCGAGGACGUGCUUCUGAGCAGGCCACCAGACGCUGAGCCUGGGCCCCUCCGGGACAUGAUUGAGUUUCCAGCUGACGACUUGGAGCUGGUACUGCAGCCCCGGGAGUGCCGGACCACGGAACCCGGGAUUCCUGAGGAUGGGAAGCUGGAUGCUCAGGCGAGGGCCGCAGUGGAAAUGUACACAGAGGACUGGGUCAUUGUCCACAGGAGGUACCAGCAUCUGAGUGCAGCGUACAGCCCCAUCACCAUGGAGAUGCAGCGUGAGCGGCAGAAGGGCCUCACCCGCCAGGUCUUUGAGCAAGACAUUUCUGGGGACGAGAGGACCGGCCCUGAGGACUCGGAAGAUCCCCGUCGCUGCUCAGGUUCUCCAGAUGACACUCCGCGAGGCAGUGGCGCCUCUGGCAUCUUUGACCUCAGGAACUUGGCCGCCGACUCACUGUUGCCCUCACUGCUAGAGCGCACAGCCCCCGAAGAUGUGGAUCGGCGCAAUGAGGCCCUGCGACGGCAGCACCGGGCCAGUGCCCUGCUUGCCCUCUACCCGGCGCCUGAUGAGGAUGAGGCUGUGGAACGCUGCAGCCGCCCCGAGCCGCCCCACGAGCACUUUGGACAGAGGAUCCUGGUCAAGUGUCUGUCGCUCAAGUUCGAGAUUGAAAUUGAGCCCAUCUUUGGCAUCUUGGCCCUGUACGACGUGCGGGAGAAAAAGAAGAUCUCGGAGAACUUCUACUUCGACCUGAACUCAGACUCCACAAAGGGGCUGCUGCGGGCACAUGGCACCCAUCCUGCCAUCUCCACCCUGGCCCGCUCUGCCAUCUUCUCUGUGACCUACCCCUCACCUGACAUCUUCCUGGUCAUCAAGCUGGAGAAGGUGCUACAGCAGGGUGACAUCAGCGAGUGCUGUGAGCCCUACAUGGUGCUGAAGGAGGCGGACAUGGCCAAAAACAAAGAGAAGCUGGAGAAGCUGCGCCUGGCAGCUGAGCAGUUCUGCACCCGCCUAGGCCGCUACCGCAUGCCCUUUGCCUGGACAGCCGUGCACCUGGCCAACAUCGUGAACAGCGUCGGGCAGCCGGAUCGGGACUCGGACUCCGAGGGCGAACGCCGACCCACCUGGACUGACCGCCGCCGUCGGGGGCCCCAGGACCGAGCGAGUAGCGGAGACGAUGCCUGCAGCUUCUCUGGCUUCCGCCCAGCCACGCUAACCGUCACCAACUUCUUUAAGCAGGAGGCUGAACGUCUCAGCGAUGAGGACCUCUUCAAGUUCCUGGCUGACAUGCGGCGGCCAUCUUCCCUGCUGCGGCGCCUGCGGCCCGUGACCGCCCAGCUCAAGAUCGACAUCUCCCCCGCCCCUGAGAGCCCCCACUUCUGCCUUUCCCCGGAGCUGCUGCACGUCAAGCCCUACCCAGACCCCCGGGGCCGGCCCACCAAGGAGAUGCUGGAGUUCCCCGCACGUGAGGUCUACGCCCCCCACACCAGCUACAGGAACCUGCUUUACGUGUACCCGCACAACCUCAACUUCAGCAGCCGCCAGGGCUCCGUGCGCAACCUCACCGUGCGUGUGCAGUACAUGGCGGGCGAGGACCCCAGCCAGGCCCUGCCGGUCAUCUUCGGCAAGUCCAGCUGCAGUGAGUUUGUCCGGGAGGCCUUCACACCGGUGGUCUACCACAACAAGUCCCCCGAGUUCUACGAGGAAUUCAAGCUGCGUCUUCCGGCCUGUGUGACCGAUAACCACCACCUGCUCUUUACCUUCUACCAUGUCAGCUGCCAGCCUCGGCCUGGCACGGCCGUGGAGACACCCGUAGGCUUCACUUGGAUCCCGCUGCUGCAGCACGGCCGCCUGAGGACUGGCCCGUUCUGCCUGCCUGUGUCCGUGGACCGGCCUCCGCCCAGCUACUCUGUGCUCACACCUGACGUGGCGCUGCCGGGCAUGCGCUGGGUGGAUGGCCACAAAGGCGUGUUCACCGUGGAGCUCACAGCUGUGUCCUCUGUGCACCCCCAGGACCCUCACCUGGACAAGUUCUUCACCCUGGUGCACGUCCUGGAGGAGGGGGCCUUCCCAUUCCGGCUCAAGGACGCCGUCCUGAGUGAGGGUACCGUGGAGCAGGAGCUGCGUGCCAGCCUUGCGGCACUGCGCUUCACCAGCCCUGAGCCCCUAGUUGCCUUCUCCCACCAUGUGCUGGACAAGCUCGUGCAUCUGGUGGUGCGGCCCCCCAUCAUUGGUGGCCAGAUCGUAAACCUGGGUCGUGGCGCCUUUGAAGCGAUGGCCCACGUUGUCAGUCUUGUCCACCGGAGCCUGGAGGCAGCCCAGGAUGCCCGUGGUCACUGCCCACUGCUGGCUGCCUAUGUCCACUAUGCCUUUCGCUUGUCUGGCACUGAACCCAGCCUCCUAGGCGGGGCCUCUCCGGUGACUGUGCAGCCUGCCACACAGGCCCGUGGCCCUGGCCGCCCCGCGAGUCUCUACCUGGCCCGCUCUAAGAGCAUCAGCAGCAGCAACCCCGACCUGGCGGGCGCCCCCGGCGCCGUGGACGAUGAGGUCUCCCGCAUCCUGGCCAGCAAGGGCAUCGACCGCUCACACUCCUGGGUGAAUUCUGCUUACGCUCCAGGGGGCAGCAAGGCCGUGCUGCGGCGGGCGCCCCCUUAUUGUGGGGUCGACCCCAGACAGGCCAUCGACCGCAACUCUAACCGAGCUUCCUCUUACCUCGAGGGCUCCUCCUCAGCCCCGCCAGCCUCUCAGCCGAGACCCACUGUGCAGAAGCUGCUUCACGAGGAGCUGGCUCUGCAGUGGGUGGUCAGCAGCAGCACCGUGCGCGAGGCGGUCCUGCAGCAUGCCUGGUUCUUCUUCCAGCUCAUGGUGAAGAGCAUGGCACUACACCUGCUUCUGGGCCAGCGGCUGGACACGCCCCGCAAGCUGCGCUUCCCCGGGCGCUUCCUGGAUGACAUCGCUGCCCUCACGGGCUCUGUGGGCCUGGAGGUGAUCACCCGCUGCCACAAGGAUGCGGAGCUGGCUGAGCGCCUCAACACCAGCCUGGCCUUCUUCCUCAGUGACCUCUUGUCCCUGGCCGACCGCGGCUUUGUCUUCAACCUCAUCCGGGCCCACUACAAGCAGGUGGCCACACGUCUACAAUCGGCCCCCAACCCUGCGGCACUGUUGACCCUGCGCAUGGAUUUCACCCGUGUCCUGUGCAGCCAUGAGCACUACGUGACCCUCAACCUCCCCUGCUGCCCCCUGUCGCCCCCGGCCUCACCCUCGCCCUCCGUAUCCUCCACCACCUCCCAGAGCUCUGCCUUCUCCAGUCAUGCCCCAGACCCCAAGGUGACCAGCAUGUUUGAGUUGAGUGGGCCAUUCCGCCAGCAGCACUUCUUGGCUGGCCUCUUGCUGACGGAGCUGGCACUGGCCCUUGAGCCUGAGGCCGAGGGUGCAUCCCUGCUACACAAGAAGGCCAUCAGUGCUAUCCACAGCCUGCUCUGUGGCCAUGAUGCUGACCCCCGCUACGCUGAGGCUACUGUGAAGGCCCGUGUGGCUGAGCUGUACCUGCCACUGCUCUCACUUGCACGGGACACACUGCUGCGGCUACACGACUUUGCUGAGGGCCCAGGACAGAGGUCAAGGCUGGCUUCAAUGCUUGACUCAGACACAGAAGGGGAAGGGGACAUUGGAGGUAUCAUCAACCCCUCAGUGGCCAUGGCCAUCGCUGGUGGCCCCCUGGCCCCUGGCUCCCGGGCCAGCAUCUCUCAGGGUCCACCGACAGCUUCUCGCUCAGGCAGCCUACUCUCUGCUGAGUCUAGCCGGACCUUGCUGGUGUGUGUGCUGUGGGUACUGAAAAAUGCAGAGCCAGCCCUGCUGCAGCGCUGGGCUGCAGACCUGGCCCUCCCUCAGUUGGGUCGUCUCUUGGACUUGCUGCACCUCUGCCUGGCUGCCUUCGAGUACAAGGGGAAAAAGGCCUUUGAGCGCAUCAACAGCCUCACCUUUAAGAAGUCACUGGACAUGAAGGCUCGCCUAGAGGAAGCCAUCUUGGGAACCAUUGGAGCACGACAGGAGAUGGUGCGGCGGAGUCGUGAGAGAAGUCCUUUUGGGAACCAGGAGAAUGUACGCUGGCGGAAGAGCAUCACACACUGGAGACAAACCUCGGACCGUGUGGACAAGACCAAGGAUGAAAUGGAACAUGAAGCCUUAGUGGAUGGGAACCUGGCAACUGAGGCGAGUCUGGUGGUUCUAGACACACUGGAGAUCAUUGUGCAGACGGUGAUGCUGUCAGAGGCCCGGGAGAGCAUCUUGGGGGCAGUGCUGAAGGUUGUGUUGUACAGUCUGGGCAGUGCCCAGAGUGCCCUCUUCUUGCAGCAUGGUCUGGCCACCCAACGGGCCCUGGUGUCCAAGUUCCCAGAGCUGCUGUUUGAGGAGGACACGGAGCUGUGUGCUGACCUCUGCUUGAGGCUCCUGCGCCACUGCGGAAGCCGUGUCAGCAUCAUCCGCGUGCACGCCAGCGCCUCACUCUACCUCCUCAUGCGCCAGAACUUCGAGAUCGGCAAUAACUUUGCCCGCGUGAAGAUGCAAGUGACCAUGUCGCUUUCAUCCCUGGUGGGGACGACGCAGAACUUCAGCGAAGAACACCUGCGACGUUCACUGAAGACCAUCCUCACCUAUGCUGAGGAGGAUGUGGGGCUGCGGGACAGCACCUUCACUGAGCAGGUCCAGGACCUGAUGUUCAACCUGCACAUGAUCCUGACAGACACGGUGAAGAUGAAGGAGCACCAGGAGGAUCCCGAGAUGCUCAUUGACCUCAUGUACAGGAUUGCCCGGGGCUACCAGGGCUCCCCGGACCUGCGGCUGACAUGGCUGCAGAACAUGGCAGGGAAGCACGCGGAGCUCGGCAACCACGCCGAGGCUGCUCAGUGCAUGGUGCAUGCAGCUGCCCUCGUGGCCGAGUACCUCGCCCUGCUCGAGGACAGCCGCUACCUGCCUGUGGGCUGCGUUUCCUUCCAGAACAUCUCAUCCAACGUGUUGGAGGAGUCGGCCAUCUCCGACGAUAUCCUGUCGCCUGAUGAGGAGGGCUUCUGUUCCGGGAAGCACUUCACGGAGCUGGGGCUGGUGGGGCUGCUGGAGCAGGCGGCCGCCUACUUCACCAUGGGAGGGCUCUAUGAGGCAGUGAAUGAGGUCUACAAAAUGCUCAUCCCCAUCCUGGAAGCCCACCGUGACUACAAGAAGCUGGCUGCUGUGCAUGGCAAACUACAGGAGGCCUUCACCAAGAUCAUGCACCAGAGCUCCGGCUGGGAGCGUGUAUUCGGGACGUAUUUCCGAGUGGGCUUCUAUGGUGCUCGCUUCGGAGACCUGGAUGAGCAAGAGUUUGUGUACAAGGAACCGUCCAUCACGAAGCUGGCUGAGAUUUCGCACCGGUUGGAGGAGUUCUAUACGGAGCGCUUCGGGGAGGACGUGGUGGAGAUUGUCAAAGACUCCAAUCCUGUGGACAAGUCCAAGCUUGAGCCGCAGAAGGCCUACAUCCAGAUCACCUACGUGGAACCGUACUUUGACACCUAUGAGCUCAAGGACCGGGUGACCUACUUCGACCGCAAUUACGGGCUGCGUACCUUCUUAUUCUGCACACCCUUCACGCCCGAUGGGCGGGCACACGGGGAGCUGCCCGAGCAGCACAAGCGCAAGACGCUGCUCAGCACAGCCCACGCCUUCCCCUACAUCAAGACACGCAUCCGUGUGUGCCACCGGGAGGAGACAGUGCUGACACCGGUGGAGGUGGCCAUUGAGGACAUGCAGAAGAAGACGCGGGAGCUGGCCUUUGCCACUGAGCAGGACCCGCCCGAUGCCAAGAUGCUGCAGAUGGUGCUACAGGGCUCUGUGGGGCCCACUGUGAACCAGGGCCCCCUGGAGGUGGCCCAGGUGUUUCUGGCAGAGAUCCCAGAAGACCGCAAGCUCUUCAGGCAUCACAACAAGCUGCGGCUCUGCUUCAAGGACUUCUGCAAAAAGUGUGAGGACGCGCUACGGAAGAACAAGGCUUUGAUCGGGCCAGACCAGAAGGAGUACCAUCGAGAGCUGGAGCGCAACUACUGCCGGUUGCGAGAGGCGCUGCAGCCCCUGCUCACCCAGCGGCUGCCCCAGCUGCUGGCCCCAGCAGCACCCGGCCUCAGGAACUCCCUGAACAGAACUAGUUUCCGGAAGGCAGACCUCUGAGCCCAGAGGGCCUGAAACUACAUCCAAAGGAACCAGCAUCCUGGCCUCUGCCAUCCAUUCCUUCCCAGGAGUCCUCACUGCCCACUCCACCUGGGGGUGGCAUGGAACAAGCGGGGUUGGGCCCUAUGUCUGUCUGUCCCCAUCUGUGUGCACUGAUGCUUUUCGCCUUUUUUUAAUUUAAAAUGGUUUUUAUAAGCAA